Cyclopterus lumpus (lumpfish) is the source of this 6386-nucleotide messenger RNA. RefSeq names its product UHRF1 binding protein 1-like (gene bltp3b). The record is from RefSeq and is a predicted model, not a curated record. The transcript has 23 exons. The coding region runs from base 371 to 4627 and encodes 1418 amino acids. Lineage: Eukaryota; Metazoa; Chordata; Actinopteri; Perciformes; Cyclopteridae.
CGGACCCUGAACGCGGCCUGACGCAUUACUCCGCCGUGACGCCGUGACAACAGACGCGGUCCGCCCGACGCGCUGUCCAGGUGUUCGCUAUACGAUAUUGCGGAGAUCCAGGGACCGUUUUUGGGGAGCUUUUAUCGGUGUAUCCGCACGACAUGGCCUAACGCGGUAUGCCCGGCCGUCGCUCGGACCUCCGAAAUGCUGUUUUCUUCCCUCAUCUCCCGGAGAAUGAAGCGCGAACACCGUUUAAAGAUGAAGUCCGACACUGGGAGGAGAAUUUGAUCCGCGUUUGUGUGUUUUUAUACCUCGAUAGCGGUCAGGUUAGCCAGCUAAGCUCAGAAACCCGCACCGGAUAAUCGGGAUUUGUGCGACCAUGGCCGGGCUCAUCAAGAAGCAGAUCCUGAAGCACCUCUCCAGGUUUGCGAAGAACUUGUCGCCGGACAAAAUCAACCUGAGCACGCUGAAGGGGGAGGGUCAGCUGACCAACCUGGAGCUGGAUGAAGAGGUUCUUCAGAGUCUGCUGGACCUGCCCACCUGGCUGGCCAUCAACCGAGUGGAAUGCAACAAGGCUGCCAUCAGGAUACCAUGGACAAAGCUGAAGACUCACCCCAUCACGUUGACCCUGGAUAAGGUGGUGAUGGAGAUGAGCACCUGUGAUGAGCCACGCCCCCCCAAUGGCCCGUCUCCCAUAGCAACGGCAUCGGGACAAAGUGAAUAUGGCUUUGCUGAGAAGGUGGUGGAGGGGAUGUCACUGUCCAUCAACUCCAUCGUCAUCAGGAUCAGUGCGAAGGCCUUUAACGCCUCCUUUGAGCUCUCCCAGCUGCAGGUCUACAGCGUCAACACCAGCUGGAGCAUCAGUGACCUGCGAUUCACCCGCAUCCAGGACCCUCAGAGAGGAGAAAUCCUGACGUUCAAGGAGAUCAGCUGGCAGAUGAUCCGUAUCGAGGCUGACGCGAUCCAGAGCGCCGAGCACGAGAUGCUGAGCGCCCCCAUUCGCCUCAUCACCAACCAGUCCAAGAUCCGAGUCACUCUCAAGAGACGGAUUAAGGACUGUAACGUGGUGGCCUCCAAGCUGAUUCUGAUCCUGGACGACCUGCUCUGGGUGCUGACCGACUCCCAGCUCAAAGCCAUGGUGCAGUACGCCAAGUCUCUCAGCGAGGCCAUGGAGAAGUCUGCACAGCAGAGGAAGAGCAUGGCCACGGAAGACCAGGUGUCAUCGGCGGCGCCCUCAGCCCAGCAGGUGCGCACACAGCAGGCGUCCACGGCCGCGGAGCAGAGCGCCUCCAUGGCCAAGCUGUUCAGCGCCUACGACGUAUGCGAGACUUCCCACCACCUCCAGAUCAUGCACCUCGACCUGCACAUCUGCGACGACAUCCACGUUAAGGACAAAGUGAGCAAUAAGAGGAUAACGGGUGGAGCCAUGCAGCUCUCUUUCAGCUCCAUCACUCUGGACUACUACCCUUUCCACAGAGCAGGGGACAGCUGUGAACACUGGAUGCACUACAGCGAGGCCACCAAGACCAGAGAGGGCUGGGUGCGGAAUCUGCUCGACGAGUUCAACUCCAACGUGGAGAUGUUGAAGAGCGCAGUCCGAGACCACCAAGGCCCGCCCCCUGCGCACUGUUCCCCGCAACACGGUAAGAUAAACACCUCCUCCAGCGCCUCCUUCAGUCCUCCUCUCCCUGAAAGCCCCAAGACCCAACUCACGUCCAGCUCUGUUGUACUCAGGAUAGCUGACUUCAGCAUCUAUCAGGUGUCGACAGCGGACCAGCGCCGCUCCAGCCCCAAGACCAUGAUCUCCUGCAACAAGAAGUCCUUGUAUCUUCCCCCAGAGAUGCCAGCCAUUCAUGUAGAGUUCACAGAGUACUACUUCCCCGAUGGAAAAGACUACCCAAUCCCGUGUCCUAACCUGUACCUCCAGCUGAACGCCCUGCAGCUGGUUCUGGAUCCUCGCAGCCUGGUGUGGAUCAACCUGUUCGCCCUGGACCUCAGGCAGAGCCUGGAGCAGUUCAUGGAGAUCUACAAGCUCAGCGACUCGCAGAAGCCCGAAGAGCACGUCGACAUAAAGGUGGACGGCCUCAUGCUCAAGGUGGUGAUUCCCAUCGAUCGGGGCGCCUCCUGUCCCGCCGAUCUGCCUCGCUCCAUCUCGGUGCAGACCUCAGAAAUGGUGGCCACGAACACCCGGCACCCGGCCAACUGCACCCGCUCCCACCUGGAGGCCCUGCUGCAGGCCUUUGAGCAGCAGCCCUUCUUCUCUCCCUGUUUCUCCUCGUUCCCUCGCUCCUCCUCCUCGGUACCCGUCCUCCACCCCGUCUUCCAGCGCCACGCUCACGAACAAGACACCAAGCUCCACGACAUCUACCGGGGCCUGGUGGUGCCGACGUUGGGCGCGGACGCCCUCAAGAUGCCGGCCGCCACUGACUUUUGGGCGUUGCACUUUGCCCAGUUCUGGGUGGACUACGAAGGCACCCGCGGGGGCAAAGGGCGGCCGCAGCCCUUUGUGGACUCCUUCCCUCUGACCGUGUGGGCGAGUCAGCCCGCCAAGAUUGUCCAGCACCAGGAGAAGCUCCGAUGUGGAUCCAGUUUGUCCAGGAGCACAUCUGGAGAGGGGGUCACGCGUCUGCAGAAGAAACGAUUAUUGAAAGACUAUUACAGCACCGAGGCCCACGAUGCGACGCCGCCUUCCAGUAACGGACUCCACAAACCCCUCUCAUUGGACAGUCUGCCCUCCUCCGCCUCCUCCUCUUCGCCAUCAUCAAGUAAAGAUGCGAAUGUGCACGUAUUGGUGCACGUGCAGAAGCAUUUAAGUGCUCAGGUGAGCCACCGGCAGUAUGUGUUCCUGAUGCAGCUCCAACGCAGCAUCAAAGCCCUGCAGCAGACACUACAGCAGGAUCUGGAGAAGAUGAGCUCCAAGAAGGACCGCAUGGAUCCCUCUCAGCAUUCUGCGGACCACCAGCCCUUCACCGUCUGCCUGGGCCUCCUGCUGAAAAGCGCCGAGGUGUCCCUGCUCCUGAAACCCGUCCCCCACCCCGAGGGCUCACGAUCUCCCAUGGGGUCUGAGCUGUCCCCCUCGGAGAGCCGAGGAACUCUGGACGCGGGAGAGGGAGCGGAGAAGGGGAGCGACGGCGCCGGGUCUGGGUCCGAGGGAGCGGCAGCCAAAGGGGCGUGCGCCGUCGACCAGCUGCUAUGGGGCGAGGGAUCAGAGGGUGGAGCCACGCUCGUCCCCGGCGCCACUUCACGUCCCGACUCGAAUCACAAAGGGUCCGUGGAUGAGAGGACUUUCGCUAAGAACUCUGGGAGGCGGAGUUCAGAGGAAGGUGGCGACGUGGGAGUGGACGGAGGCGAAGAUGUGGGAGCCGGACUCGACCCUAGAACCCAGACGAGCGACCCGCUGUCUGACUGCAGCGACAAAGACAAGUCUGCAGCCGCCAAGAUGCCUCAGUCAACAUCCAGUGGUCGUUUGAUGCGUGACCGCUCCCAGUCCAGCUUCUCCGUGUCCUAUAAGAACAUGAAGAAGAGCCCGUCCCUGCAGUCGCUGGACAACAUCUCGAUAGACAGCUACCUGAUGGAGGACGGAGACACGUACAGCCUGCUGGAGAGAGGUGGAGGAAUCAUGAAUGCAUCCUACGACGUGUCCAUCUCGGGCUUCAAGGAUGCCGUCGGCGAACAGAGUGCCACCGAGAGCGCCGCCGAGGCCGUGAUUGGUCAGGAGCAGGAGGGAGGCGUGUCCCCCGACACAGUCAGCGCUACCUCCCAGAGCACCGACGAUCCCACCAAAGAUACAGUGUCGGUGCUGGUGUUGAAGGUGCAGUCGGUGUGCGUGGCCAUGGAGGCGUUUGGCGAGAGCACGGCCGUGGCUCUGGAGGUGGGCCGGGUCACGCCCAGCCAGCUGGGCAACGUCAGCCUGAGACAGUACCUCAGCAACCGCAGCCUGGGUAUGGUGUGCUCAGUACCAAUACCUGCUCAAAGCAGCCAAGCCGGCGGCGAGGUCGGCUCGGCGUCCGCCGGCGGCCUCCACAGUCCGGAGGUGCGGGCUCGCCUGGAGAGCGGGCCCUGCGCCGCCGCUCACUCCCCGCUGGCCGAGCGCAACGGCUUCCUGCAGCUGCGUCUCCACGGCUACCGGUCGAGCUUCUUGAUGUCCACGCUGCGAAACCUGGCUCACUUCCUGGAGGACGACUCCGCGCCGCAGGUGCUGCCCAUGGAGAUCAGCGUCAGGGACACGCACGUCAACCUCAAGGACGACGGCCCCCGUGACAACCCCUCCGACUCGGAGCCCUCGCCCUUCACGCUGCACGUGGACAGCCUCGUCAUACACAGAACGGACGACGGCUCCUUCUCUAUAGGGGUGGACACCGCGGCCGAGACCAAACCCAGGGAAGAGGGCGCUCCGACUCCGUUCCCUGAGGUCGGGGGCGGCAUACUAAAGCCCACACAGAGCCAAGCCCCGCCCACACAGAGCCAAGCCCCGCCCACCAACCCUCCUCCUUCCACCAGAGAAAAGAUGCUGGUGGAGGAAAACGAAUGUUUAAAAGUGGAGCUGUCCCGGACCAAGAUGGCGCUGGCCGAGGCUCAGAUGGAGAAGGACUCGCUGCUGCACCGCAUGAAGACCCUCAAAGUCAACACCAGCUAGUCGCGAGGUCUGAAACAAAAAAAUUAAUUAAACGAGCAAAGAAAAAGUCUAAAACGACUCCCUUUACGCGCUUCAAAAUAAUUCCCUUCAUAAAGCAAUGCAGAGUCUGGAUUUCAGACUCAAAAAUACUUGUUUUGACAUGCUUGUCUGUUUUAUGUCCCCCACUUUGGAGGCUUGGAGAGAGUUGAAAAGGGACAUUUAACAGGACUAGAUGUGUGUUUGCUGGUUUAUGUAAGAGAGAGGAUGAGGAUCUAUAUCCAUGGCCGUGCCUACAGAACACCCCCCCCCCCCUCCCCCCACACUAUCCAUACUGUUCACGUUCAAACAGAGAAGACUCGCAGCGAGCCGGAGAUGAGCUUCAUUCAACCCUGAACGUACGAAGGAAAACAGAAUGUCGUAUCUCCAGAGGAAUGUCUAAAAAAAAAAAAUACAGAAAAAGAGACUUAUUUUGCACCGAGCAGGAAUGAAACUUGUAAUUUAGUGCUUUCAUAUUCAGAGGGGACGAGGUGACUCUCCCACUCGUCCUCGGAGUGUGUACAGUGUGUAUAUUGUAUAAGAAUGUGAACACGUGACUAUUUUCUUCAGAACUAUGAAUGGUUAUGCAGUGUGUGUGUGUGUGUGUGUGUGUGUGUGUGUGUGUGUGUGUGUGUGUGUGUGUGUGUGUGUGUGUGUGUGUGUGUGUGUGUGUGUGUGUGUGUGUGUGUGUGUGUGUGUGUGUGUGUGUGUGUGUGUGUGUGUGUGUGUGUGUGUGUGUGUGUGUGUGUGUGUGUGUGUGUGUGUGUGUGUGUGUGUGUGUGUGUGUGUGUGUGUGUGUGUGUGUGUGUGUGUGUGUGUGUGUGUGUGUGUGUGUGUGUGUGUGUGUGUGUGUGUGUGUGUGUGUGUGUGUGUGUGUGUGUGUGUGUGUGUGUGUGUGUGUGUGUGUGUGUGAGCCAGAACAAGCAUUUCAUUACCCCGUUUAGAGGAAACAUUUAUAUCGGUCAGUUCCACAGCUUUGUCAGCAAAAUGCCCCACAACAAUGUCUGUACCUACACCCCCCCCACCACCACCUCCCUCUCUUAUUUUUCUAUGUGUAAAUAGCUACUCAACAUGUGCAGCACUUUUAAAAACGGAGGCACAACAACCACAACUGUGAGAAAACAGCAGCUUAGAACGUGUGUGUGUGCACACAUUGAAGCUGCCUGACGACACACACAUUUAUGUCUUUAUGUACAUUUCUAAUCUGCCGUGGGUCAUUCAUGGAUAGGUGUCGACCAUAUCUGUGUUGCUGUUCCCUGCUUAUUGCCAGUGUGACGACUUAUAGAGUAAAUAUUUUUUAAAAAAGACUAAAAAUCAACUUUAUUACAGGACAUCCCCUCCAUUAGCAGUAGAUUCAGUACAGCCUGAAUAUGCAACUGUCAUAACUUUAAGCUCCAGUCCAGUUCAUUUCAAUAUUUUCUCACGUUUCCUGUAAAAAAAAACGUGAAAACGAGUUUCUUUUGCACAAAUGUGGUUUCAAGACUUGAAAUGUCCGAAGUGGGAUUUUAACACGAUUGUAUGUGAAGAGGUUUUUUGUUUUUUUUGGUUGGAGAAGGAAACAUGUUGGGUUUCAUCUGGUGUUUCUCCUCCUCCAUCACAGCCCUCCUCUUCCCCUCCUCUCUGGGAGACUCCUCCCCCUUAGCACCCUGUGGACGAAAGAAAAAAUAAAAGCUCAAGUUGUAUUUUGUCUGUCAAAGCUGCUGAAAUACUGAUGAAAAUAAAAGGGUAUCCAAUUUAAAAUGUU